Molecule: messenger RNA, 572 nt
Organism: Pteropus alecto (black flying fox)
Lineage: Eukaryota; Metazoa; Chordata; Mammalia; Chiroptera; Pteropodidae
Gene: VPREB1
Product: V-set pre-B cell surrogate light chain 1
Exons: 2
Coding region: 29-490 (153 amino acids)
Biological process (GO): immune response; immunoglobulin production
Source: RefSeq, a predicted model, not a curated record
UCAGGAGGCAGAGCUCUAUGUCUGCACCAUGUCCUGGGCUCCUGUUCUGCUGGUGCUUCUUGUUCACUGCACAGGUUGUGGCCCUCAGCCCGUGCUGAAUCAGCCACCGUUCGUGUCCUCGUCCCUCGGAACAACAAUCCAUCUGGCCUGCACCCUGAGCAGCGACCAUGAUGUCAGCAUUUAUAACAUCUUCUGGUACCAGCAGAAGCCUGGCCACCCUCCAAGAUUCUUGCUGAGAUAUUUCUCCCAUUCAAAUAAGAAACUGGGUCCCAAUAUUCCCCUGCGCUUCUCUGGGUUCAAAGACGUGGCCGAGAAUACUGGGUAUUUGACCAUCUCUGAGCUGCAGCCUGAGGACGAGGCUGUGUAUUACUGUGCUGUGGGGACCCAGAACUUAGAGAAGGAGAAGGAGAUGGAGAGGGAGAGGAAAGAAGAAAAGGGGCCUGAUGGUUCAGUGUCCCAGGCACCCCCGGACAUGCUUACCAUGAACUAAAGACAGAAGGGACACGCAUCCCCGUGGAGGGAGCAAGGAGGAGGAAGGGUGGUAUGCUGUGCAAAGCAGAGGCGAUGCUCCU